AUGCAAUUGCAAUUUUCUAGCUUGGUCCUAUCGCUAGGCGUUUUGACUUUCGUUGCUGCUUACAUUGAGAGGUAUAGAGAUCUUCGCAUCGUAUUGGAAUACGAAUACAAACCAAAAUAUUGGUUCUCUCAUUUUCAGUACGUAAAUUUCAAUGGACGAGGGCCUAUUAAAGAUUGGGAUAGUAUAGUGAUUACCUAUAUAGAUGAAGAGUAUAGAGAUUUGAUGAAGAAGGAAAUGGAGAGUGGGAGGGCAGAUUUCGAUGCGACGAGAUAUCUUUUACUGAGAGAGAUUAAAGAAGGUGACGCUUUGGGCAAAGGUGUGGCAGAACUCGACGAAUACUGGAUUAAAAUGUACGGAGGAAGCGAAGGAACUACUUCUGAUCCCAAAGCCUUUAUUCAUAAGACCCUGGUAAAAAAUCGAGAAACAGUAGUAGAGCGACUUAGGAAGUGGGUGUACAAUGCUGUCCAGCCUAUCAAAAAUGUACUUCUAUGGGGAAUAGCAAUAAGUCGAAAUGCAGGUACAAUUUACGAAGGAUCGAUAUAUACCAUCUCACUAAAUGGAAAUGCUUGGCGAGUCGCUACAUUACCUUCGGCAUAUGGUAAAGACUAUGAUCCGACUGCAGCUCUCAAUAUGACAGAGCGAAUUGGCUACUGUAUAGAUCGUGAGUGGGACAAGCUAAGAAGGGAAAACUUUGCAACGAUUGGCUGGCGCUGUACAACUGACAACCAUGAUAAUUGGCAGCCUGAUAUAUAUUUCAUGAUAGAAGACGGAUUUCUUCUUGUUUGGGAUUUUUAA
Dujonia railenensis is the source of this 795-nucleotide messenger RNA. The record is from the annotation of a GenBank genome assembly. NCBI's taxonomy places the organism in Eukaryota, Fungi, Ascomycota, Pichiomycetes, Serinales, Debaryomycetaceae.